AUGGCAUAUUAUCAGCAACAAGGAAUCAACCAGAAUCCUUCGAAUUUGCAGUUUUAUUCGCAACAGGGACAGACGCCGUUUGCCGUGUCUGGGUCUAUGAAUACAGGAUCUGCUCCCGGUUACCAGUAUGGGUCUGACAUUAGUGGGUCCAUGGGCGACAACGUGCUGUCGCCCGGAAUUCUGGCUGCAUUUUCCACCAGUGGCUAUGCUGGGGAACCAUCUCUGCUGGAAGAGCUAGGAAUAAAUUUCUCGCAUAUCAAGUCCAAGACGCUGGCCGUUCUCAAUCCAAUGUCACGCGUCAGUCCUGAGAUCGCCACGGAUUCGGAUCUGGCUGGCCCCAUACUAUUCUGUCUGCUAUUUGGAACAUUGCUGCUUAUCGGGGGAAAGACACAUUUUGGUUAUAUUUAUGGAGUGGCUCUUUUUGGAACGAUUUCAAUUCACAAUCUGUUCAAGCUCAUGAGCAACCAGGAAGUUUCGCUGGAUAUCGUUGGCACUGCAUCGGUUCUGGGAUAUUGUUUACUUCCGUUGGUGAUAUUGAGCUUUUUUGCCGUGUUUUUUCAUCUGGAUAACACUUUAGGAUACCUGACUUCGAUAUUGGUGGUGUUGUGGUGCACAGUCUCUUCCUCAGGCUUCUUCGUCACUGUGCUCAUGCUGCAGAAUGCCAGACCGUUGGUGGCGUAUCCGCUAGCCAUGUUCUACAGCGUGUUUGCCCUUAUGGCAAUUUUUGUUGAGAAAAGCUGA
This is a messenger RNA of Kuraishia capsulata CBS 1993, 741 nucleotides long. RefSeq lists its product as uncharacterized. Bases 1 to 741 code for a protein of 246 amino acids. The transcript has a single exon. Gene Ontology annotation, biological process: endoplasmic reticulum to Golgi vesicle-mediated transport; vesicle fusion with Golgi apparatus. Lineage: Eukaryota; Fungi; Ascomycota; Pichiomycetes; Pichiales; Pichiaceae. Gene Ontology annotation, cellular component: membrane; trans-Golgi network. The record is from RefSeq and is a predicted model, not a curated record.